Molecule: messenger RNA, 1866 nt
Organism: Musca domestica (house fly)
Lineage: Eukaryota; Metazoa; Arthropoda; Insecta; Diptera; Muscidae
Product: putative fatty acyl-CoA reductase CG8306
Exons: 8
Coding region: 210-1766 (518 amino acids)
Biological process (GO): long-chain fatty-acyl-CoA metabolic process
Cellular component (GO): peroxisome
Molecular function (GO): alcohol-forming very long-chain fatty acyl-CoA reductase (NADP+) activity
Source: RefSeq, a predicted model, not a curated record
UUGCAAAAGUACAUCGAACUAAGUGGCUUGACGGAUUGUGAAUUCCAUUUAGGCAUCGUUGAUUAUGCACCCAAAUUAGAUAUUUUUUUUUGUUCAAACUGCAGUGCAACAUUUAUGUUAAAUAGCCGAUUAAUUGUAAAUAUCAUUUCGAAAUCGAACAAUUGCAUUUAGUUCGCAACAGGCGUUCAUAUCAUAGAUAUCAGCAAAUAAUGACAAACGUUGUGGCAGAUUUUUUCAAGGAUCGUGAAAUAUUCAUCACAGGAGGAUCGGGCACGGUGGGUAAGGCCGUUGUUGACAAACUUUUGAGAUCCUGCAAUGUGAAAAAGAUUUAUUUAUUGAUGCGACCCAAGAAAAAUCACACUCUUGAAGAUCGCUUGAGAAAGAUGAAGGCGGAAAUGAUUUUUCGCCGCCUAAUGUCGGAGAAGCCCAAUGAGUUUGAUGAAAAAAUCGUCAUGAUACCGGGUGAUGUUCAACACCCGCAGUUGGGAAUAACUGCCGAAUUGGCUCGUCAAUUGGAUAAUGUCUCCGUUAUUAUUCACGGUGCUGCCACAAUUCGCUUCGAUGAGUCACUGCGACAAGCGAUACGAAUAAAUGUUGGUGGAACAUAUGAAGUUUUGAAAUUGGCUGAAAAAUUGAAAAAUCUUCAAGUUCUAAUGCAUGUUUCGACGUUCUACAGUAAUCCCUAUUUGAGAUUUGUUGAGCUGAAAAUUUAUCAAUCGCCAAUGGAUUGGAAAUUCUGUUUGGAUUUGUGUUAUCGCACCGAUAUAUCCGACGAUAUGUUGGAUACUCUGACAAGAAAAUUAAUAGUAGGAUUUCCCAAUACUUACACCUUUACCAAGAACUUGGCUGAAUCCUUGGUGAAUGACUAUAAACAUAGACUGCCUGUGGCCAUAUUCCGGCCAUCGAUAGUUCUACAGGCUGUGGAAGAUCCUGAACCUGGGUUUCCCACCGCCCUUACCGGUGCCUUGGGUUUAUUUAUCCUAAAUGCUGCUGGAGUUUUGAAAACCAUUUACGUGACACCCGAUAUACGGCUGGAUUUAUCGCCACAGGAUCUGGUAACAAAAACUCUACUCUAUUACAUUUUCAGAACGUUCAAAUCCUAUGAGCUGGACAAGCAGCCAAAGGAAAUAGAAAUUUUCCACAUGACCUCAUCGACCCAUAGCGAUAUUACGUUGCCACAGUUUAACGUUGUGGUCAAUAAAUAUAAGAUUUUUGAGGAUUUGACUUUCGAAAAGAAUUUCCUCAUACCCGGGGUCUUUGUGACCAAUAGCCGAUUUGCCUAUAUGUUUAUGGUCUAUUUAAAACAACUUCUUCCGGGCUUGCUGGUCGAUAUGUUUCUUGUAGCUGCUGGUAAACAACCGCAACUACUAAAAAUUCAACGGAAAGUAUUUUUGACACUGGAAGUCAUGAAGCCGUUCAUGAAUAACAACUAUGACUGUAGCGGUAUUUCCCAUUACAAAGAAAUGGAUCUUCUUCUUCAUGGUACGGACUUCAAUGUGGACACCCUGAAAUAUUCCAAAAACUUAUUUGUGAACGUUGGCUACUGCUAUGACAUGAUUAGCAAAUCCCGUGAAAUUUUGCUGAAGGAAGAUCCGUCCACAAUUCCGCGGGCAAAGAGAAUACUUAAAAUAAAAAUCGCUUUAUAUCGUGCUCUACAACUAUUCUUUGCAUAUAAAGUUUAUAAUAGUUUUAUUGUCCCUUGGAUGUCUGAAUGGGAUUGGAAUGUGCACACCAACUACACAUUAAUUUUGGAGAAUUCCAUCUAAGCUAUUGAUGCUACGUUGGAAAAGGUUUAUUUUUUAUGUGAAUGUAAUAUUUUAAAUAAAAUUUACAAAUACAAAAUAAAAAUAAAAUAUAAAAAUAACA